AUGGCGACCGGCGUGGCUUCCCGGUCCUUGUCUCCUCCUCCCACUUCCGACGCCACUAAUAAGAAUCAACCGGCCAAGUAUGAUCCCUUCAACGACCCCAAACUGGAAACGAAACAAAAGACACUGACUCUCUUGACUCAUGCGGCCAAUUGCCAGGUUUCGCCCAGCGAUUGUGCCAACAAGCAAUGCAAGGCUGCCAAGACCAUGCUCCAGCACAUUGUCAAAUGCAAAGAUCCGAAAUGCAAGGCACCCUUUUGUCCCUUUGCCAAGUUUGUUCUUCGUCAUGGACCCCAAAUCAAAAAGGCUUCCGACGAAAAGGCGGCCAAACGCAAGAACAUGGUCGUGGGAGGACAAGUCCAAAAACCCAAUCCCAAACGAUUUCGACACUAUUACCGUCGCAAACGACUGCGUCCUACUGUCACCACGCCAUCGCCGCAAGCACGUGGAUUCCAAAGUAUCUGCAAUCAACUCAACGAUGCACAACAGCAAGGACAUCCCUUGUCGAAAAAGAAACGCGCCAAGCAAAAACGCAAGUCCAUGCCGCUGAUACAAGAGAGUAAAAAAGAAGACAAGUAUGCCAACAACAACGAUCAAGACGAUGACGAAGAAUCCAGUAGUGGCAGUGAAUUCUCGGACACGAGCACCGAACUGCAAUCCCAGAGCAGCAGCAGUGAAGAAGAAUCGUCCGAAGAAGAGAGCAGCAGUGACAGUGAAGAAGAUGAAACACUCGAACGACACGUCGUCAACAAUCAGGGAUCCUUUCUCAAAACUAUGCAAAAACAACGAAAACGGUUGCGCCGAGGAUCUUUAUCGAGUGGUAACCGUCGUGGAUCCGACACGAGCAGCAGUCAAGGCGACAACAACGAGGACAUUGAUGCUUCGCCCUUUCAAACACCGCUGCCCAAACGGUUACCACCCCGAUCUCCGGCGCGGGGUGGGACCAACACGACCAGGGCCAUUCCGUCGCGACGGAAAAUGCCACAUUUGGGAGCACGGUCGCCUCCUCGCAGUGCCGUGGCACGCGCCUUCAAGGAUCGAGGGCCUCGCAUGCCAUCGCGAAGUGACGUGACGGACAGCGACAAUUCGAGUAUUAGUAGUAGUAGUAGUGAUGACGAAAACGACAACAAGGAGGAUGAGGAAAGUGACAGUGAAUGGUCGUCCGAAAAGCCAAAACCCAGCAAAUUGGCACAAGCACGAAAGGCGGCUCGGACAAAAGCGGUUUCGUCCAGUGGGGGGGACGGGGAAACAUCAGAUUCAUCAUCAUCCGAGGAAGAAGAGUCCUCGGAUGAAGAAGAAAAUAAAGGGGAAAAGACUCGGGGAAAAGUGUCUGCCAAAGCGUCACAAGUGGCAAAACCCACUAGAGAUGACUCAUCAUCGUCGUCGUCGUCGUCGUCAGAUGAAGAAAACGACAACAAGCAAACUUCCAAAAAGGCAAACGCAAAAACAUUAGCUGCUCAGACAAAAGUAUCCGAUUCACAUUCUUCCUCUGAAGAAGAGGAAGUACAAGAGCCCCAAUGGUUUGGCUUUGCUGCAGACAAAACGAAAAAGCAAAUAAGAGACGACUCGUCAUCGUCAGAAGAGGAAGAUGAAGAAAGCACAGCGUCUGCAAAGAAACCACAAGAGAAAGCAUACGAUUCAGACUCGGGCUCUGAAGAAGAAGAGGGAGGGCAGACUCGGGGAAAAGGAUCGUCUCCAGCAAAGUUGUCUCAGCCUAUCGCGAGAGCAACAGACGAUUCGUCAUCAGAAGAAGAAGAGGAUGACAGCACUACGACAGACAAAGUAGCGAAAGCAACGACAACAAAGGAUGCUGCAUCUCAAGAUAGGGAAGAGUCUGAUUCAUCUUCGUCAGAGGACUCUGCGUCUGAAGAAGAGAAGGAGCCUGAUACUAACGCACCUAAACCUGCCCAGUCUGCUGGCGAUGACUCGUCAACAUCGUCGACUUCUGAGGAUGACCGUGACGAAAUAUCUGGCCAGGUCGAGGGUGGAACGAAACCGUGUGAACGCAAAAAUCCGGUUGACGACUUGGAAAAGGCUGAAUCUGAUCAAUCGUCCAGAGCAUCCUCGUCGCCAUCCGAAGACGAGGACGACGAAACAUCAGAGAAACAUUUGCAAACGGCAGAUGAAUCAGAGAAAAAUAUGCCAAUGGCAGAUAAAUCAUCGUCUUCGUCGAAAUCGGAGCCAUCCCGUGACGAGGAACAAUCAACAGAGAACAGAGACAGCCAAACGCCAACCAGACCAAAAGACAAGACCGAAUACGCUGAUCACGCCAAAGCUUUGGCAGCUGCCCCGGGGGACGUUGGAUGGCAUGGGUUGGAAGUCGAUCCGACGACCUCAGCUCCUGCCCUCGACGCAGCAGAUGACAACGGGCUGAAUAAGGGCGAGGUGGAAGAACAACGGCGCAGCAAGGACACCCCAAGGGACGACGACAACGCAGAGUCGAAUGUUUGGGUGCCACCAGACGUUGUUGGUCUAGUUGCCAAAAACGCAAAAAGGCUUGAAAGCAUUGACACCAGCGCUCCAGAUUUCAGUGCAGACGAUGAAGAACAACCAAAAGGACCCGACUGGGUGGACGUCGAGGCCAACAACGGCAAUGGCACAAAUGUCGACCCAGAGAAUGACGCAACACAAAGUUCCAGUACCGCACCGAUACGUUUACCCGAAGAGGUUACCACGGGCAAGUCUGAUGCUGUCACCGAUGACGACAGCCAAAACCCGAAACCAUUGAACGCACCGAUUCUCAAUAAAACGGGAAGAGAACGGAUGAGUUUCAGGUCCAAAAUCAGCAUGUUCGCCCCUAGUUCCGAAGAGUCACCUAGCCCAGCUUUUGCGUCAACUUCCAAACCGCCUCCAAUGUGGCCACCUCCAAAAGAUGUCAACAUUUCCAGCCUGAUAGCAGAUGUCAACCAGAGAGUCGACACCGAACAAAGAAAGGGUCAAAUGCACAAAGAAACAAUUACAAAAGCUCCCGCCACAGAAUCAAAAUGGAAGGAUUUCAAAGCGAACAGCCCAGCAAAUUUCAGCGGACCUGUGACAGCAACAACUUCCGAGACCCCAGAAGCUCUUCCUGAUCAAUCCCAAGGCGAGUCCGGGCCUCAAAAAGCAAAGUUGGCUCCUGUCAGUCUGGAAAGAAGUUCCACCCCUAAUGAUGUUACAGGAACGGAAGAAAAGGAUGAAUCAGACCUGACUGCUUUGGGAAACUCUCAACGUAGUAUCGCUGACUCUCGAACUAGGGGCGUCGAAGCCACAGCUGAAUCCAGUGAUACGGACUCGAAUUCGCAAGAUUCAAAUGCCGCACAGCAAGAGAUGAAAGAGAAAGCACCGAACUCCACCGAUGCAGCAGCAAAGUCGAUAGGAUCUGACGGCGCGGUCUCGGAUGUGAAAUCGCAGACGGCAUUGAAACAUGCAGGCAGUAGCUCGCCUCCAGAUGUGGUCGCCACAGACUCAGAGGGUGAAUCAGAGUCAUCCUCGCGUUCAGGUUCUGGCGCUGAAACAGAGAAGAAAGCUGAAAAAUUACGCGCUGACACUGGCUCUCCUGGAAAGGGCCGAGCUUCGACAUCGUCUCUGGUGCCGGACUCGGACGAUGGUGAUACCAGUCAAAGCGUAUUCUCUGUUUCAUGUGCAUCUUCGAGUGACGCUUCGAGCGCAGCUUCAAGCAUAGCACCUGCAGAAGCGAUUGACGCAUGCGCAGCCUGCGGCAUGGAAACAGAAUUUGUGCCUCAAGAGAUGCUGAUCUGUGACUGCAACAAAGUAAAGUACUGCUCAAACGAGUGCCAACAAUGGCACUGGCAGGAGCACAAGAGUUCAUGCAUGGGUAGUGGCGACAUGGAUGAGGCUAAUGACUGUGCGGGAAGCCUUUCCAGUAAUGGGUCUGAUGAAGAAGAGGAAGCACCUGAGGAAUCAGCAGCAGGAGAUGCCCCUUUCAUGGGCCAGCCAGACACACAAGCAGAGAAACAAUCGGGAAACGCCUUUAAUGCGUUAACGAAGGAGAAAACAGAGGAAGCCGACGAAUCAUCACUUGCGGCUAAUGUUGGUAUGCCCGAUACCCAAGCACAUAAAGCAGAGCAACAAACAGCAGGACCAGUCGAUGUAACAGAGAAUCAAUCAGCAGAGGAAUCUGACAUUGGCCCUUGCGACAUUCAGCGAGAGAAGAUUUCUUCUGAGAAAUCAAUAGUAACCACGGACAGUGGCCCGUCUGACACUCCAUCAGAGAAAAAAUCAGGGCAGUCAGCGAAUUUCACUGAAAUCCCCCCUUUGGCCAUAGAAGUGGAGCAAGUAGGUGAGAAGUCUGAAGAGACAAGCGCCAGUGGCCCUUCUUAUGAUACCGCGACAGAGAAGAAAUGUGAGCAACCAAAAGGUAUCACGGACAUCUUCCCUCUGUCCACCCAAGGAGAGAAAGUAGCUGAGAAGUCGAAGGAGUCAAAUAACACCGCGCCUCCGGACAAGGAAGCUGAGAAGUUUCGGGAGAAGUCUCUGGGCGCAAACGACGUUGAUCCAUCUGGGGACACCGAAGCAGAGAAUAAGACUGAGAAUUCAGAUGGGCCAAGUAGCAUUGGCCAUUCAGACACAGAACGGGGCAAUGGGAAAUCGAGAGCAGCCAUGGAACUGGACCACGCAGACACCGGCACCACAGAUGCGAAAGCUGAGACACCAGCCCAUGGCAAGGGAAUGGAACCAUCUUCUGGAGAGUCCCUGUCAACAUCCCUACUGGUACCAGGUGGUAAUCCAGAUAUUGCCACUGGCCCAAGUGAUGGCAAAGCCGAAUGCGCCGACAAGAAACUGAUUGACGAUGCUCCUCAGGCCAAUGAUGAAAGGUCUCAUUUGUGUGAUGGCCGGAAUAAUGCCAGCUUGUCUAGUCUUGGUGACAUGACCAUGUCCUCGAGGCGGAAAGCAGAGGCGAAGCUUAUGGCAAUCCGAGCAAAGUGUGAGUCUAUGGCCAAGAAUAUGUUUACGCUGGAAGAUACCAACUUGACCAUUCUUGAUGAGAAGGUGGAAUUGGUGAAAGAAAAGACUGAUCUCAAGGUUACUGUGUCCAACCUGGAAGAACAGCUAAGGCAAGCCAGGGAGGAAAUCGAAGCAUUGAAGAGAUCCAGGGCUGAACAAGAUGAAAAGCUAAGAUCCGACAGUUGUGAGAGGGAGAAUGACAGAGCUGCAAUGAAGAAAAUGACAGCACAUCUAGUUGAAGCUAGAGAAGAAACUAGGUCGCUCUCAAAACAGUUGAUUGAUGCUAGGGAUUCCAAGAAGACUGUCUUGGAUGAGAAGAGGCAACUGUUUUCCGAGAACGUCCGUCUCAAAAAGCUCGUGUCGACUUUGAAGCAGCAACUGAAGGAUGCAGCAGACAACGUGGCUACUAUCAGACAAGAGAAGGAUUGCGACAGGGCCAUCAUCGAGAAAUUGGAAGCAGAAUUGGCAGAUGCCAAGGAGGCGUCCACAUCCAUGUCAAGAAAGGUGGAUGACGUUGAGAUGGCAAAGAACAAUCAACUCUCUUUGGAAAAUGCAAGUCUAAAGGAAAGUGUGACCGCCUUGAAGAAGCAACUAGAAACUGCCUCAGACCGUGUGGUUGCUCUCCAACAAUACAAUGAAGCCCGGUUACUAGAGGUAAUGGCGGCAAAAAAAGAAUCGAUUGACGCUCUUGAGGAGGAGGAGGAUGACGGUGGAACUGGUUCAGGCAGCACUGGGAGCUCUGGAACUUCCAAGCAAAGUCCUGACAGAGAUUCGUCCAAGGCUCCGAGCUCCGAGGAGUUAUCACAACAAUCCGAGAAUACGAGCAGGAAGGAAGAACCAGAGAACAUCAAUGGAACUUCAACGAACGAAAAGAAGCAUGCCGAGACGAAGGCCGAGCCAAAGAGUGAGCCCACAAAACCACCCUUCGAGUCGAUCACUAUCAAGAUUGGCGACAGCUCUUGUGAUGGCCCACCGAAAAACGAUGACACUGAUGGUGAUGUUGGUGAUGCCAGCAGCGCCGAGAUGAAAAAGACAACAUCACCUGAGGCGUUCAACGAUGAGGUCAAGUCUCAUUCGGAUUCAUCAUCGUCGUCUUCAGCGCCAAAGGAAUCGCCGACAGAAGAGGCUACAUCUAUCUGGGACAUGAUGAAGAAGCCAUCUUCACCAUCAAGUUCGGAUGUAGAUAACUGUGAUGAUGAACAAGAAAUCAGCACAAAACUGAACAAGGCAGCAUCACCUAAUGCUGAGAUCUCCAAUGAUGAAGUCGUAUCCCAGUCAGAGUCCUCAUCGUCAUCUUCAACAUCACCAAAGGAAGUGCCAACAGAAGAGGCCACAUCUAUCUGGGACAUGAUGAAGAAGACGUCUGCACCAUCAAGUUCGGAUGUAGAUAACAGUGAUGAUGUUGUGGCGAGCAGCGCGGAGAUGAAGAAGACAACAUCGCCUGAGAUUUUGAAUGAUGAAGUCAUAUCCCAGUCAGAGUCCUCAUCGUCAUCUUCAACAUCACCAAAGGAGUCGUUGCCGGAAGGUGGCACUUCUAUCUGGGACAUGAUGAAGAAGCCAUCUCCAGCAUCAAGUUCAGAUGUUGAUAACAGUGAUGAUGUUGCAAUGAGCAGCACGGAGAUGAAGAAGACAACGUCGCCUGAGACAUUCAAUGAUGGGGUCAAAUCCCAUUCGGAUUCAUCAUCGUCGUCUUCGCCACCAAAGGAGCCGUCGCCGGAAGGUGGCACUUCUAUCUGGGACAUGAUGAAGAAGCCAUCUCAAGCGUCAAGUGCAAAGAAGAAGAAAUCUUUCUUGGACGAUUCGGACAGCGACAGUAGUGACUCCAGCGACAGCAGCAAAAAGAAAUCAUUUUUGGAUGAUUCUGAUUCGGACAGCAGCGUUUCAAGUGAUAGCAGCUUUGGUGAUGGCAAAAAGUCUUCGAAUGUUCUUGAAAAUAAUACAGGCAAAGAUGAGGAACCACCGAGCAAUGCUACCAGUUCCGUUUCGAAGGAAGAAGUGGAGCUAUCUAAGCAAUCGAUCAGUGACACCGUCGAGCAGUGGAAGACGAUGCAGACUGCCGGGGCGCUGGAGCCUAAAGAAGACGCCAAGGAAGAGAAGGCAAGCGAAGAAGUGCAAGAGGAGGAGCCCAAGCCACCUGUCCAUGACAUCCUCGCCCAGUGGAAAGCAAUGCAGUCCGCGGGAGUACUUUGCGGCAAAGAGGAAAAGAAGGAAGAGGACGAAGACGAAGACAAACCCGCCCCAAGAAAGUGGAAAAAAAGUGCUUACGUGCCACUUUCAUCCUACGCGCCGAACCCGAAAAAGCACGUCAAACCAAAAGAACGGAAGUGGAAAACUAGUGCGUACAAUCCACUCUCGACUCCUUCCAACCGACAACUUCAGGGGCAAGCGUCACAGGCAAAGACGGCAACUCGAUGGGGCACGAAAGCCGACGGAGCACCCUCAGCUGAGACAGGUGGCAGUUCUGGGGAGGCGAACGAGUCACCCAACGAAAGCAAAAAUGCACCCCCUUCUUCGGGCGAUGUCCCAGAAUGGUUAGCCAGAGCGCGGUCGAAGUCGGGCCCACCCCCUAACGCGCAUAUUCCAUCCAAGGACUCUUCAUCUGGCACGCGGAAGGAGUCAUCGUCACCACCGUCACCUUACGACAGCAAGGAUUCACCCCCUUCGGCGAGCGCGACGUCGAACAACGGCGUCCCAGACUGGUUAGCCAGAGCGAGAUCGAAGUCGGGACCUCCUCCACCACCCCAAAGCGCGCAGCGGAAAACCGAGUCCGAAUCGGUUGACGCAAAUGCCAAGGCCAAGCCUUUCAAAGUGGAUACACCCAACCGCGUGGUCCCAUCAACUCCAAGCACCAAGACUGAAGUAAAACUGCAAACGCCAACAGCGAAUGAACCGAAGAAGCCCCCCGUGGAAGCCACCAAUAAAGAAACUGCUGCCGAGCCUGACGAUGAUGAUGGUCUGGACUGGUGGAAAAUGCCGUCCAGCGCAGACGAUUGGUGGUCUGGAGGCGACCCUGAUUACCUGGAGAAACUUGUCAUAGAAGCUUUGGGAUUAGACGACUAA
This is a messenger RNA of Seminavis robusta, 8001 nucleotides long. NCBI's taxonomy places the organism in Eukaryota, Bacillariophyta, Bacillariophyceae, Naviculales, Naviculaceae. The record is from the annotation of a GenBank genome assembly.